Trichoderma reesei QM6a is the source of this 3600-nucleotide messenger RNA. RefSeq lists its product as uncharacterized. The record is from RefSeq and is a predicted model, not a curated record. NCBI's taxonomy places the organism in Eukaryota, Fungi, Ascomycota, Sordariomycetes, Hypocreales, Hypocreaceae. Gene Ontology annotation, cellular component: chromosome. The coding region runs from base 1 to 3600 and encodes 1199 amino acids. The transcript is spliced from 4 exons. Gene Ontology annotation, molecular function: ATP hydrolysis activity; double-stranded DNA binding; ATP binding. Gene Ontology annotation, biological process: mitotic sister chromatid cohesion.
AUGUAUAUCAAGCAAAUCAUCAUCCAAGGCUUCAAAAGCUACAAGGACCAGACGGUCAUCGAGCCCUUCUCCCCCAAGACCAACGUCAUCGUUGGCCGCAAUGGAUCCGGAAAGAGUAACUUCUUCGCGGCGAUGCGCUUCGUCCUCAGCGACGCAUACACGCAGAUGAGUCGUGAAGAGCGCCAGGGCCUUCUCCACGAGGGCUCGGGCUCGGCCGUCAUGUCGGCCUAUGUCGAGAUCAUCUUUGACAACAGCGACGACCGAUUCCCGACCGGAGGCAAGGAAGUCGUGCUGCGACGCACAAUCGGCCUGAAGAAGGACGAAUACUCCGUCGACCGCAAGGUCGUGACCAAGACAGACGUCACAAACCUGCUGGAGGCGGCAGGCUUCUCGCGUUCUAACCCCUACUACAUCGUCCCUCAGGGCCGCGUCACCGCCUUGACAAACAUGAAGGAGUCUGAGCGGCUAAACUUGCUCAAGGAAGUUGCGGGUACGCAAGUUUACGAAGCCCGCCGCGCCGAAUCUCUCAAAAUCAUGACGGAGACGAACAACAAGCGAGAAAAGAUUGACGAACUUCUCGAGUAUAUCAAGGAGAGACUGGCGGAGCUCGAAGAGGAAAAGGAAGAGCUGCGCGGCUUUCAGGAGAAGGACCGAGAGAGGAGAUGCCUGGAAUACGCAUACCACCACCGAGAGCAGACCACGGUCCAGGCGGCCCUCGAGGAGAUCGACAAUGCUAGGCAAGACGGCCUGGAAAGCACAGAUUCGAGCCGCGCGCAGUUCCUAGCGGGCGAAAAGGCGAUUUCCAAGAUCGACGCCGAAAUCCACAAGCUGCAGAGGGAGCUGGAGCUUCUGCAAAUUGACCGACGCCAGCAGGAAGAGGAUAGGCGUGACAAUGCGAAGUUGCUGGCCAAGGUGGAGCUCAAGGUGAAGAACCUGAGGGAAGGACAGUCUGCACUAGAACAGGCCCGGGUGCAACAUGACUCCGAACUCGCCUCCGUGCAGAAAGAGAUCAAGGCCAAGGAAAAAGAGCUGGCUCAGCUCCUCCCCCAAUACAACCAGGCGAAGAAGCAAGAAGACGAAGCCAGAAGGCAGCUAGAUGCCGUCGAGGCAUCACGAUCACGUCUCUUCGCAAAACAGAGCCGCGGCUCCAGGUUCAAGAACAAGGCCGAGCGCGAUGCCUGGCUCAGGCAAGAAAUUCAGGAACUCAACCUGACCAUUAGCACACAGAAAGCAAACAAGCUGGAUGCCGAUGAGGAGGUUGCCAGAAUCCAGAGCGCAAUCGAACAGGGCGAGAGAGAAAUUGCAGAGCUGCGCUCGCGUCUGGCCAAUUGGAGUGGCGACAGGGGCGAGGUCGUGGACCAAGCUGCCCGGGCACGAGCGACACUGGACAAGUUGAAUGACGAACGAAAGCUGAUCCGCCGAGAGGACGACAAACUGAACUCUGUAAUCUCCAACGCCCGGCAAGAGAAGGAGCAGGCUGAGCGCGAAUUGGCCCAGGCAGUGGAUGGGGCCACUGCUCGCGGCUUGGCUACCAUUCGCCGGCUGAAGCAGGAACAGGAUAUCCCCGGUGCCUACGGAACGCUGGCAGACCUGCUGGAUGUCAGCGACGCAUAUCGACUGCCCGUCGAGCAGAUUGCCGGCGCCAGCUUGUUCCACUAUGUCGUGGACAAUGCCGACACGGCCACCUAUCUCGCGGACACCAUGUACAAGCAGCACGGUGGCCGAGUCACCUUCAUGCCGCUGGCGCAGCUUCGCCCUCGCAAAGUGAACUUUCCAAACUCCAAUGAUGCAGUCCCCCUCCUGAACAAGAUCAAGUACGACCCCAAGUUUGAGAAGGCCUUCCAGCAGGUUUUCGGAAAGGUUGUCGUGUGCCCCAACCUUGCCGUGGCUGCGCAGUAUGCCAGGAGUCACGGCGUGGAUGGUAUCACCGCAGAAGGCGACACAACCAACAAACGAGGUGCCAUGACCGGUGGUUACAUCGAUCCCCGGAAAUCACGGCUGGAAGCCGUACAGGCUGCCAACAAGUGGAGGGAAGAGUACGAACGGCUUACGGAACAAUCGCACAACAUUCGCAGACAGAUCGAGCUCAAGGACCAGGAGAUUACCGCCGCAAUGUCUGAAGUCCAGAAGCUUGAGCAGAGGCUCCGACAGGCUGAAGACGGCUUCGAGCCGCUCAAGCACGAGCUCCGAAGCAGGUCUGCCCACAUUGAGAACGAGAGGAACCGUCUCGAGGCGGCCAUCAGGAGGCGAGAUGCAGUCGAAAAGAACAUGAAUGGAUUCUUGGAGGAAGUUGCAGCUCACGAGGCCGAGUUGGGCACGGAAUUCAAGAAGACACUGACGGCUGCCGAGGAACGCGAGCUUGAAGGGUCGAGCCGCGCAGUCCAGGAAUUGCAGAAGCAGUGGAAUGAGCUUAGCAACACCCGCAGGGGCCUGGAAAGACAGAAGCAGCUGCUGGAGAUUGACCUGCGGCAGAAUCUUCAGAUGAAGCUGGACCAGCUCAACAGCCAAGCAUUUGAAAACUCGGCGGUUGGCGGUGCGUCUGGUGGCCUUAAGGAGGCCGAGCGAGAGUUGAAGAAGGCGCAGAAGGCCCUGAAGGCUGUCGAGGCCGACCUGAGCCAGACCGAGGCCCAGAUCGACGAGCUCAAUUCUCGCCUGGAGCAGCUCGAGUCUGAAAAACUCCACCUUGAGCAGAACCAGCUGGAAAUCUCCCACCGAAUCGAGAAACAGCAGAAGAGGAUGGAGAAGACGCUGCAGCGCAAGGCUCUGCUGACCGCCCAGGCCGCGGAAUGCGCAAAGAACAUUCGGGAGCUGGGAGUCUUGCCCGAGGAGGCUUUUGACAAAUACGAGAAUAUGCAGGCCAAUACGAUUGCCUCAAAACUCAAAAAGGUCAACGAAGCACUGAAAAAGUACAAGCACGUCAACAAAAAGGCCUUUGAGCAGUACAACAACUUCACGACGCAGCAAGAGCAGUUGAUGAAGCGCCGGAAAGAGCUGGACGACUCUCAGGGAUCCAUCGAAGAGCUCGUGGAGCACCUCGACCGGCGCAAGGACGAGGCCAUUGAGCGUACCUUCAAGCAGGUGUCCAAGGAGUUUACCACCAUUUUCAGCAAGCUUGUGCCGGCCGGCCACGGCCGUCUGGUUAUCCAGAGGAAGACGGAUCGUCGUCAGGAACCCGAAGAAUCAGACGAAGAGGCCCGAGGCAGUGUUGAGAACUACAUUGGAGUUGGCAUCAGCGUCUCCUUCAACUCGAAGCAUCUCGAUGAGCAGCAAAAGAUUCAGCAGCUCAGUGGUGGUCAAAAGAGUCUAUGCGCUCUCUGUCUCAUCUUUGCGCUGCAGCAAACCGAAAGCAGCCCCAUGGUCAUCUUUGACGAAGUCGACGCCAACCUGGAUGCGCAGUACCGAACCGCCGUCGCCUCGCUUCUCGAGUCCAUCUCCAACGAGGCCGGCACGCAGUUUAUCUGCACCACGUUCCGACCCGAGAUUGUUCACAUUGCAGACAAGUGCUAUGGCGUGACGUUCCGUAACAAGACGAGUUCCAUCAACUGCGUCAGCACGGAGGAUGCUCUCAACUUUGUCGAGGGCCAGGCCAAGCCAAACUAA